This is a messenger RNA of Salarias fasciatus (jewelled blenny), 1976 nucleotides long. RefSeq names its product gasdermin Eb (gene gsdmeb). Gene Ontology annotation, biological process: programmed cell death. The transcript is spliced from 10 exons. The record is from RefSeq and is a predicted model, not a curated record. Gene Ontology annotation, cellular component: cytoplasm. The coding region runs from base 145 to 1536 and encodes 463 amino acids. Lineage: Eukaryota; Metazoa; Chordata; Actinopteri; Blenniiformes; Blenniidae.
UUGUCCGCAAACAGGACUGUGUGUACAGCGAGAGAAAGAAACUCCAGUCUCUUGUGACAACUCUGGUUUGACAGGUUUUAUCUGCUCUUCUGUCUCAGUUUUCAACCAGAAAAUCACUCACUUCCGGACAAGCGGGUUUGAGAGAUGUUCUCCGUCGCUACCAGGAACUUCGUGGAGGAGGUGGACCGCGGAGGGGCGCUGAUCCCGGUGUGCAGCCUGAACGAGCCCAUCUCCGCCCUCUCCGUGGUGGUGAAGCGAAAAGGCUUCUGGUUCUGGCAGCGGCCCAAAUACCAGCCCACAGACUUCAACCUGAGCGACCUGCUGGCCGGAGACGCGCCCAUAAAGCCAGAUGUGAUAGAGACAGACUUCAUCAAAUACAGCGGGACUUUUGGUGACAACCUUCAGGGAAGCAUCAAUGCGAGCUUCAUCAACAACUCCGUCAACGUGGCGGGAAAAGACUCUUCCAAACUGCAGUCGUCCUUUGGCAGUUUGAAGAAGGAGGAAGUGGACGUGCAGAAGCUACUGCGGGCCUGUAAAGGCAGGGUGCUGGACAUGUCGCACUGCCUGAUCCAGCAGGUGAAGGAGAAGCCCCGCAGGAUUUGUGUGAUUGUGAAGGAACGCAUCGUGACCACUCAGCCCUGCUCCGUCAUCGAGGAGGUGCAGCAAGGCGGCCACUGUGGAGGAAACUGCAGUCCAAAGAUCUCCAAGUUUUUGCUGAAGGAAAAUGCGAGUCUGAGUAAAGACAGCAACGUCAGCAUGGAGAUCCCCCCCAAGACGACCAUCGCCUACGCCGUGAUCGAGCUGGAGAUCAGGCACGACGGACACUUUGAGCUGUGCCUGGUGUCAGACGUCAGGGGGGGCUUCGAGGUGGACGGGCCCGUUAAAAUGGAGCCUCUGUCGUCUUCAGGAGCUCAAAACAGCCUUCAGCAAGAGCUGGACAAUCUAAAGGAUCAUUUCCAGGUGCUGUCGGGCCUCCCUGCAGCCACCAGGUCCGCUCUGCUGCAGCUGCUCUCUCAGCUCAUGCAGAACAGAGCAGCCGUCAGCGCGCUGCAGCACACGCUGGAACAAGUGUGCCUGGAUAAAAAACCCGACUUGAGUGACCUCAAAGUAACGGAGUCGCAGCAGCAGAACAUUAAAUCAAUCGUGGAGCUUUUGGAGCAGAGCGGACGAGAGGAUCCCGCUCAGGGCGGCCCGGCCACGUCCGUCCUCACUGCCUUUCACCUCCUCACCUCCACCUUAGAGGAGCUGCCAGACGACGGCCUCGCCGUGCUGGGAAUGUGCUGCAGCCCCGAAGCUUUACACACCUUGGAGCGUCUGGUGCAGUGCGUCUCGGGGAGCGGGGAGACGCCUCAGGGCGGCGCCGAGCUGACGCAGGACAUCUUUGAAAAGACUCGGCAUCUGUUCGCCGUCUCUAAUGUGUCCCUGAAGAAAGAGGGAAGCAUGCUGAAGACAGAAAUAACCCCACAGCCAGGACACCUCCCGCUGGUCGUCUGCAUGGCCGUCACAAGCCUCGCCUCUCUGGCCAGAGGCGUCUGACACAAAAAUAGUCGCCUCACCUCACUGUGGGCCAAUGGAACCUCGUCAAGUUUCUUCACCGCGGCCUUCUCUUUUAAAUGCAUCACACCAUCGCCAAAAGCUCUCGUGUGUAUUUUUUGGUACAAAAUGUUCCUGCACAACCACUGAAGUAUUGAAAACACACUGUUGUAUUUUUUUUUUUUUUUUUUUUUAAUAAAAAAGUUUGAGUAGAUUUAUUGGUCAGAAUUGUAUAAAUUUACAAAACAUUUUAUGAAACUGGUCAUUACUGAGCUCAAAUCUUGAAUUUAAAGUUUACUGUCAAAAAGCCUUUUAAAUUGAUUUUUAUAAUUUUUUGGUUGCAAUCAAAAGUUCGGUCGAUGUUCGAACAUAUUUUUUUUUUUUUCUAUCCCUAACCCUUCCCUGUAAUGUUGAAAUAUACUUUCACAUGGUCACAACCUUCA